AUGCCCAGCUGCUCCAGAGGGCGUUGCUGCUCGAGGAGGCGGUGGCUUUCAAGAAGACGGCGUUCGACUGGUAAGCCCAGCUGUCCAGAAGGCGGUGCUGGACGAAGAAGCGGUGGCCGUCAAGAAGAUGGUGUUCGACUGGAAGGCCCAGCUGCUCCAGAGGGCGGUGCUACACGAGGAGGCGGUGGCUUUCAAGAAGACGUUGUUCGACUGGGAGGCCCAGCUGCUCCAAAAGGCGGUGCUGGACGAAGAGGAGGUGGCCGUCAAGAAGAUGGUGUUCGACUAGGAGGCCCAGCUGUUCCAGAGGGCGGUGCUACAGGAGGAGGCGGUGGCUUUCAAGAAGACGUUGUUCGACUGGGAUGUCCAGCUGCUCCAGAGGGCGGUGCUGGACGAGGAGGCGGUGGCUUUCAAGAAGGCGGUGUUCGACUGGGAGGCCUAGUUGCUCCAGAAGGUGGUGCUGGACUAGAAGGCGGUGGCUUUCAAGAAGACGGUGUUCGUUUGGGAGGCCCAGCUGCUCGAGAGGGUGGUGCUUGA
Symsagittifera roscoffensis is the source of this 534-nucleotide messenger RNA. Its product is annotated as rRNA 2'-O-methyltransferase fibrillarin-like. The transcript has a single exon. Lineage: Eukaryota; Metazoa; Xenacoelomorpha; Acoela; Convolutidae. The coding region runs from base 1 to 534 and encodes 177 amino acids. The record is from RefSeq and is a predicted model, not a curated record.